GUGCUAUUUGUGUUGGAGAAUUUUCCAACUGUGAUAGAGGUAGAGGGAGAAUGGAGUUCAAUAAAACUUAGCAUAUAUUCCUUGAUCAACCACUUUACUCAUAAGCCUCUUUAUUUCUUUUACACCAGCAAAAAUUUAGGAACAAUUAACACAUAAGAAUCACUCCGCACACAGAUACAAGUACUACUCUUGCCUUCCCACGCGAUACUAGUUUGGUCCGCGGUUGCUCCUGCACUCAUUCUUUCAGGAAUCAUGCACAAAUCGUUCAUUCAAAAUCUUGCAAAACUAUCAUCACUAUCAGUAAUUCUUGUUCUCCUCUUCUACUAUUUGGUUGUGAUGGUUUCUGCUACAGGACAUGGUGCAGGCUCUCAUGUGACUAAUCACGGUAUAGAGUCGGAUGACGAUGAUAUGAAGCCAGACGAGACAUCAUUAUCAGUGUCCGCGGGGAAACGAUUAGAGCCCCUGCAUAGCUCUACGGAAUACAGACUAGUAACAGCAUCUCAGGAGCUGGAAAUGGAAUUAGGAGCUGGUAAUUAUAAUAAGUCUAAGACGUGGUUGUUGUGGUCGCAACAACAGCAGCCUUUUCAGCUGUGUCUGGCUUGCAAGUGUUGUAUGUCCGCGGCAGAGCCCAGCAAAUGCACAAGCUUGCCCUGUUGCUUUGUUAUAGACUGUCAACUCCCUAAUAAGCCUUAUGGAGUUUGUGCUUUUGUACCCAAGACAUGUAACUGCACCUCUUGUGCUACUCCUUUGCUCUAAGCCUUAUAACAACGAACAACAAGAGCAAGAGCAGAGGAUUCAGAGUUUGAAAUUUAUGAAUUUCUUCGUUGAUCUCAAAUUGAUAUAAUAAUUAUGAUUGGAUUAGUGUCAAAUAUUUGUAAAUAUUUUGUUGAUUUCUUAACAUAUAUAUGUUUGGUUUUAAAAAGUGCGAAUGGAAAAUGAAGAGUUGCAACCUUUACGAAGAGUUGCCAUUUUUCUGAAAAGUUGUUACUUUUAUGAAAAGUUGCAACUUUUACGAAGGCUGUGGAUUUUUGGAAAAGUUGUGACCCUUCUAAUAAGGCACAAUAAACACAUGCUCACACUACCCUUUGUUGUCUA
Messenger RNA from Solanum dulcamara, 1095 nucleotides. RefSeq lists its product as uncharacterized. The record is from RefSeq and is a predicted model, not a curated record. NCBI's taxonomy places the organism in Eukaryota, Viridiplantae, Streptophyta, Magnoliopsida, Solanales, Solanaceae. Bases 253 to 756 code for a protein of 167 amino acids. The transcript is spliced from 2 exons.